AGAGUAUUCAUUUCCGCUUAGAUCUUCACGUGGUUAGUUGAUGUUAUCGUUACCAGGACGCCGUGGAAGUUCGGAUUCUGAACCUGGGGAAUCCUGAGGGUUCGUGGGCGGAAGUCGCGGCCCCCGCGUGCGGUGUGCAGAGUUCUCCGCCGUGCAGUGGGAGAACCCUGGGUCAGGCCAAGUCAUCCAUGCUGCUGAUUUUCUAGGACAACCAAGCUGAGUUCUGCUUGUCAGCUUUACUCAGCGGCUCCACAUGCUCACCCGAAUCCUGAGGAAAGCCAAGACCAAGAGUAGACACCACAGAGGACAUGGCAACCAACAUGAAUUUCUGCCAGAAGCUCCAGAGACUGGAAGCAGAGGAGCAGGAGGGGUCAUGUGAGAGAUUGGUAUCCUUUGAGGAUGUGACCGUGAACUUCAGCCAGGAGGAGUGGCAGCAGCUGAACUCUGCCCAGAGACGCCUGUACCAGGACGUGAUGCUGGAGAUCUACAGCCAUCUCUUGGCAGUGGGGUAUCCCAGGCCAGAGGCCAUCCUCAAGAUGAAGAAAGUUGAUUUCCCACACCAGAUGUGUCAGUGUCGAGGGGAAUCAGAGCAUGGCUCACCACAUCAGAUUUGUCGGAAAGCUGCAUUUCCAAAUGAUGUAUCAAGAGAAAUCACUAGACGUUCUGUUAUAGAGGAACCGUGGCAGGAUGAUAACCCUACAAAGACAGAUCAGCAAAACCAGAUCCCACUCUUGAGUUCUGGUACUUUCUUCAGCCAGAAAACACUGAUAUGUGACAGUAGUUAUGAGUGUGACUCAACCGGGGGACAUACACCUUUAGGCCUCCACCUCAUUUCUCCACAAAACAGAUCUUCAAAAUGUUGCUCAUUUGAAAAAGCUUUGCAGCCUAACCCUAACUUUCAAGCAAACAGUGAACUUCAACACAGUGCUACAAAGCAGUCUCAUGGCAUUGUUGAGUCCUGUCAGUUCUUCACACAAGGCCCUUCUGAUGCUGUGUGCACAGUUCCUAACGGAGAAGAGAAAGCAUGCAGAGGUCAAGAGUUGGGAAAAGUUCUCAGCCCUGAGCAACCACUUAGACGGCAUGAAAUUCUUUCUCAGGACAAGCCGGUUGCAUAUACCAAAUAUGGGAAAGUCUUCACUGCUAAGUCAGCUUUGUGUCAGCAGCAAACAGCUAACACUAUAGAGACACCUUUUAUUUGCCACAUAUGUGGAAAAUCCUUCCUUCAGAAAUAUGAGUUGAGUUCUCAUCCUGGAACAAACAGAGGAGAGACACCUUCUGAAUGUCCUGACUGUGCAAAAUCACUUACAAGUACAUCCAGCCUGCAGGUGCCUCAUGAAGUCCACACCAAGGAAAAACCUUACAAAUGCCAUGACUGUGGGAAAUCAUUCAGCUAUGCAUCCCACCUAAAGGUACAUCUUCGAAUACACACAGGUGAGCGACCUUAUGUGUGUUGUGACUGUGGGAAGGCCUUUAGCCAAAAGUCAGUCCUCACCACACAUCAGAGAAUUCACACUGGGGAGAAGCCUUACAUGUGUAACCACUGUGGGAAAUGGUUUGUUUAUGCAUCAGAUCUGAAGAAGCACAGUCGGUUUCACACAGGGGAGAAGCCUUAUGAGUGCCUUGACUGUGGGAAGUUGUUCAGUAAUAAAUCCCACCUGCCCGUGCAUCAUCGAAUUCAUACUGGUGAGAAACCUUACAAAUGCUGUGACUGUGGGAAAUCAUUCAGAAGAAAAUCCCACCUUAAAGUACACAAUCGAAUACACACUGGUGAGAAGCCUUACAUAUGCUCUGAGUGUGGGAAGGCCUUCAGCCACAGUUCAGUUCUCAGCACACAUCAGAGAAUUCACACUGGGGAGAGGCCUUACACUUGCAGUGACUGUGGGAAAGCCAUGUCAUCUAAAGCCCAACUGAAUGAGCACCAGAGAAUCCACACAGAGGUAAACUUACAGAAGAAUAGAACAAUAAGCACAUGUACAUUUGCCUCUGGACUCCCGCCAGCAGAGCUGGGCGUGGUGCUUUGUGCAGGUGCCAGGGCCUUCCAGUCCCAGAAUGCUAGUUCCUGUAAGGCCUUGGAGCUCAGAAGAUGAGUAAAAUCUUGUAUCCUUAGGACAUGUACAUGGGUAUGGGACGGGGCUGUCUUCUUCUGACCCCGUGGACAUGGUGUCUGUGAUUGACAAGUGACCAGAAUGAUGCUGUCUCCAUACUGGGGCGUGUUAUUUGAACCGUGUUUGGGGUUGAGUCUCAGGAAACCAGUAAGUUAGAUUCUUUGGGAAAUGUCUGUUGACUUUCAAGUAGUGACAUUUUCAGGAGCCUAAGAUAUCUCAAUGACUGGAAGGUAAAACUACAGUUUUGUGGUGAACAGAGGAUACUGAAUGUUAUUGGUGUCAGUGUCUGCAUUCUGGUGUAGUAGCGGCCACUCCUUAUGGGCAGGCAUGAAGUGGCCCAUGAACAGAGGCCUUGGGGCACAAGGACAUGUUUUCCAAACCACAGAAGAGACUGGGUCUGUGAAUUGUCAGAAAAGUGGUGUGUCAGAAAAGAAUAGGCUGUGUGACAUGUCAUGGAUGGACACAGAACUAGUCUGGAAAUGAAAUAGGAACCAGAAAUGUCUAUUGCCCUCUCAAGCUUCUAAGUCAAGAGGAACAACAAAAGGCUUUUUCUAAGUGCUGACCACAUGAGACAGUGGGAACAGUGUGUCAUCUAAGACUGAUCCCUGCCUGCUCUUCUACUCAGUGACCAUAGGGCAAAUUAAGGAAUAGCAUCCAGCCUCAAUACUAAUGCUUAUUAUAUAUGACUGAAAUGGUUAUGUAAAGUUUAAAUAGAAAUGAAGUUGGCAGAUUGCUGGUUUGGAUGCAUAGUUGCCAUGUGCUGGGCAGGUGCCUGCUCUUGAGUCUUAUCCUUCAUCAGACUCCCAUCCAGUGCAUCCUCCUGCAUCCUCACUUUGGUAACAACCUAGUUAGACUCUGAUGACAAGAGGUAGACUCUCCUGAGCCUGCUACAUGUUAUGCCCAGAUCAUGACCCCAUAGAGACCACCCAAGACCGUGGAUGU
Messenger RNA from Onychomys torridus (southern grasshopper mouse), 3047 nucleotides. Its product is annotated as zinc finger protein 175-like. Gene Ontology annotation, molecular function: DNA-binding transcription repressor activity, RNA polymerase II-specific; RNA polymerase II cis-regulatory region sequence-specific DNA binding. Gene Ontology annotation, biological process: negative regulation of transcription by RNA polymerase II. Lineage: Eukaryota; Metazoa; Chordata; Mammalia; Rodentia; Cricetidae. The transcript is spliced from 6 exons. The coding region runs from base 309 to 2087 and encodes 592 amino acids. The record is from RefSeq and is a predicted model, not a curated record.